Nicotiana tabacum (common tobacco) is the source of this 1576-nucleotide messenger RNA. RefSeq lists its product as uncharacterized. The record is from RefSeq and is a predicted model, not a curated record. Lineage: Eukaryota; Viridiplantae; Streptophyta; Magnoliopsida; Solanales; Solanaceae.
CUGCUGCUUCUCUGUUUCUUUACAAAGCAUUUCUUUACUCUGCCGAUUAAAAAAAUUCCCAUGCAAAUCAUACAAAACACACUAUAAAUCACACAAUUCAUGUGGUUUUUUAGCAUAUGAGAAGAAUUCCUUAAAAUUUUCACGAGCUUAUUCAAAAUUAAUUGAAUAUAGUCUUGUUCAGAAUUCUACUACUACAAUUAUACAAGGUUUAAUUUGUUGAAAAAUGUUGCACACAAAAUCAGAGUCAGAUAUUACAAGUUUAGCUCCAUCUUCACCGUCAAGGUCACCAAAAAGGCCAGUUUACUACGUACAAAGUCCGUCAAGAGAUUCACACGAUGGGGACAAAUCAACAUAUAUGCAACCGACACCCAGUUUCAAUAGUCCAAUGGAAUCUCCCUCACACCCUUCAUUUGGACGCCACUCUCGGAAUUCUUCUGCUAGUCGAUUUUCCGGCAUCUUUAGGUCGUCGUCCGGCCGGAAAAAUGGCCGGAAAAGGAAUGAUAAAGGGUGGCCGGAAUGUAAUGUGAUUAUGGAAGAGGGUAAGUAUGACGAAUAUGAUGAUGAUAAGGGAGUAACUCGGCGGUGUCAAGCGUUGUUGGCUCUAUUGGGAUUUAUUGUUCUGUUUUCUAUCUUUUGCCUUAUCAUUUGGGGCGCUGGACGUCCGUACAAGGCAGAGAUUACUGUCAGGAGUUUAGCUGUGAAUAACUUCUACAUCGGUGAAGGUUCGGACUUCUCUGGAGUUGUAACUAAGAUGAUGACAGUGAACGGCUCGUUGAGAAUAAGCGUGUACAAUCCUGCUACAUUCUAUGGCAUUCAUGUUAGCUCCACCCCCGUCAAUCUCAUCUACUCAGAUAUCACUGUUGCCUCUGGUCAGUUAAAAAAAUAUUAUCAACCCAGGAAGAGUAGGCGGGCUGUGUUAGUGAACAUAGAAUCAACAAAGUUUCCCUUGUAUGGAGCUGGAUCAGGUCUUGAUGCAUCAAAUAAUGGUGGUUUUAAAGUUCCAUUAAAAUUGGACUUUGAAAUCAGGUCGCGUGGAGAUGUGGUGGGGAAAUUAGUGAGGACGAAGAACAAAAAGCAGAUUUCGUGUGAUUUGGUCAUUGACUCUACUAGCUCUAAACCCAUCAAGUUCAAGAAGAAUUCUUGUGUUUACAGCUGAAUUCACAAUUACUGAAUGCCUACUUUGUUUCCAGUUUGUGUGCAGCAACCUUCUGUAAAAUUAUCUCUUGGAAACAGACUCUCUACCUUCCCUUUUCUCUUUCUUCUUCUUCUUCCCUCCUCGUCUUCUCACUCUUUCUAAUCCGAGUUUCUAUUGGAAACAUUUUCUCUACCUUCACUAGGUAGGGGUAACGUUUGCGUACGCACUACCCUCCCCAGACUCCACUUGUGGUAAUAUACUGGGUUUGUUGUUGUUGUUGUAAAUGUUAGUUCAAUUUUGAGAAAUACUUUCAUAUGAAUAAGAUAGCUUUUCCUCUUGAAUCCUUAGAUGCUACUGUAAAAGUUGUUGCCUGUAAGCUGAAUGGUGUACAUAAGUUUGAUUGGAUUUUUCAAUGAGCAUACAUCAGGUUUAUUCCAGGUA